Molecule: messenger RNA, 1332 nt
Organism: Morchella importuna
Lineage: Eukaryota; Fungi; Ascomycota; Pezizomycetes; Pezizales; Morchellaceae
Exons: 3
Coding region: 1-1332 (443 amino acids)
Biological process (GO): chromatin remodeling; negative regulation of transcription by RNA polymerase II; DNA repair
Cellular component (GO): NuA4 histone acetyltransferase complex; nucleus; Swr1 complex
Molecular function (GO): transcription corepressor activity
Source: RefSeq, a predicted model, not a curated record
AUGAGUGGAUUUCAGGAUGUACGCGAUGUGAUGGACAUCAGUGGUCCCUCUGAGAGCACCCCACGAGCUCCUCCCUUGAAGAAACAAAAAACUGUCGAAAAACGACCAGAUGGCAUUACUCGUGAGCUUUUCGCGUUACUGGGAGAGAAUCCUCCGCCAGUAGCUAUAGUCGAAAAUAAAUUCAAGGAGAAACCAAAAUGGAUGGGAAAGGCUAACCCAUGGGAAUGGAAGGAUUUUACCAACCCGGCGCGAACAGACAGUCUUAUUUUACGACAUUGGGAACGAAAGAGCAAAGAACCCCCUGAUCUCGAAUACCGAUUUUCAAAAUUCGAUGUCAAGGUCGAUAUCCCCACAUACUCUGACGGAGAAUAUGAAAUUCUGAAAGAUCUGGAUUGGUCUCGAGAGGAAACAGAUUAUCUUUUCGAUCUCUGCCGUGAAUACGAUCUCCGCUUUAUCAUCAUAUGGGACCGCUAUGACUUUCCUAAUGGCAAGUCAAGAAGCGUUGAGGAUCUAAAAGCGCGCUACUAUUCAGUGUGCCGAAGCCUGAUGGAAUUGAGAACACCGCUCAACCGAAUGUCGCCUGAGGAAACCCAGAUAUUUAAUAUGCUCAAUUUCGACAAGGAGCGAGAGACCUCAAGAAAGAAAAUGGCAAACGUACUCUUUGCGAGGACACCCGAACAGGUGAAGGAAGAAGAAAUGCUGUUGGCCGAACUUAAGAGGAUAGUCACGAACCAACAGCGAACAUUGGAAGAACGAAAGGAUCUUUUUAAUCGUCUCGAGAUGCCGUCCUCACAAGGCUCAAUCGCUGGAUAUACCGGAAGCCAAGGUUUAGCUGCUUUAAGAGAAUUUAUGGUCAAUAGUUCGGACAAGAAUAAGAAGCGAAAAUCGAUUGCAAUGGGAACGAAUACUGGUGCCGAUGGUUCCCAACCAAGUCCUGCCGUGGCUUCAAUAUCCGAGAAGGCUAGCACAGCGAUAGCUGCAUCACAGAAGGAAGCAACACAACCGAAGAAACAGGCCAGGAAACUCUCAGGUGAAGAAAUGAAAGAGUAUGGUGUGAUAUAUCACGAUAAACUUUCUCAGGGAAUCAAAUUUCGGUCAUCACUGGUGGCGACAAAUGUCAAGGGCGGCACAGCACAGAAGGUUUCGCAGGCUUUGGCUCAACUGGAAAUUGCACAAAGGUUGACCAUGCCAACAUCCAAAACGAUUCAGAAAUAUGAGCAACUGCAAAGCAAUGUGGGAAUACUUUUGGAUACUAAGAAGCUGCUUGAAAAGGUGGAACAGGAGCUUAGGGUCCUCAAGGCGCAGCAGGAUGCGGCAAAAGAAGACACUUGA